Messenger RNA from Adineta ricciae, 207 nucleotides. Lineage: Eukaryota; Metazoa; Rotifera; Eurotatoria; Adinetida; Adinetidae. The record is from the annotation of a GenBank genome assembly.
AUGCUCGUGGGAUCAACUUUAGAAAGUUCCAUUGCCCAGGUGGACAAAUCCCAUACUCGGAUCCGAUUGGAUCCUAUAUCGGUUUCUGUCGGAUCUUAUCGGAAUCCGACGAAAUCCGAUAGGAUUCGUGGUGACGGAAUCGCAUUGGAUUCCGACGAUUACGGAUCCCAUGUCGGAUCCGAUCGGAUCCAACGUCGGAUUUGUUGA